CCUUACCCGUUCCAUGAAGUUGCAGAUCAAGAUGCGGUAUCAACAUGUUGAUGGUGAUCAAGAUGAACCUUCAAAUGCUGAGGAAGCUGCAGAGCCGCAGAGCGCGUCAACGUCCAGGUUCUUCCUCCUCAGCAAGGGUUCUCCCAAACGUUUAGCGAGUAUGGGUACGAUGUCUGAGGUUGAUUCUCGCGAAGCCGCUCAAUACGCCCGUCAAGGGUUUUAUACUUUGGCUGUUGCCAUGCGUGAAGUCGACAGUGCCUUUGUUCGCCAGGUUGUUGGAGGAGACUUGUUCUCUGCAGGAAAAGCUGGCUCCGACUCCACAGAAGAAGUGAUGCUUCGCCGAUCAGAUGUGGA
Amoebophrya sp. A25 is the source of this 354-nucleotide messenger RNA. The record is from the annotation of a GenBank genome assembly. NCBI's taxonomy places the organism in Eukaryota, Dinophyceae, Syndiniales, Amoebophryaceae.